Molecule: messenger RNA, 8904 nt
Organism: Crotalus tigris (Tiger rattlesnake)
Lineage: Eukaryota; Metazoa; Chordata; Lepidosauria; Squamata; Viperidae
Product: potassium voltage-gated channel subfamily D member 3-like
Exons: 5
Coding region: 462-1055 (197 amino acids)
Biological process (GO): potassium ion transport
Cellular component (GO): voltage-gated potassium channel complex
Molecular function (GO): voltage-gated potassium channel activity
Source: RefSeq, a predicted model, not a curated record
ACCUUUCAAUAAAUUACUACAGAUCCAGUUCAUUAAUAGAAGGUAAAUACAUACUAUAUAACUUCCUAUUUUACAUUGUCUCCAUUAUAAAAUAGCAUUGUUGUUUGUUUGUUUUUGCUAUACUUUAUCUCAAUAAAUUCAAUCUUAUAUGGUAUAUCACUCAAAACAUGUUCACAGAUCUCAACCGUUUUACUCUUCCCAAAAUAAUUUUUAGAGAACUAUAUGAUAAAGAAAAGUUCAAUAACAGGAAGACAAGUCCAUUUUAUACUUCCAGCAUAAUAAAAUUUUAAACAUUCAGAUAACAUCCGUUAAUAUUGAAAUUUAACCUGUCUCCUCUUUCUUUCCUUUUACAGAAAGCCCGGUUAGCCAGGAUUCGCGUAGCCAAAACAGGAGGUUCCAACGUCUUCCUUCACAGUAAGCGCAAUGGCCUCCUCAAUGAAGCACUGGAAUUGACGGGGUCUAUGGAAGAUGAGCACAAUAUCAGCAAAGCCACAUCCAUCAUUGAAAGUCAGCAUCACCACCUGCUGCAUUGCCUGGAAAAAACAACUGGAUUGUCCUAUCUUGUGGAUGAUCCCCUGUUAUCUGUACGAACUUCCACCUUCAAGAACCAUGAGUUCAUUGAUGAGCAGAUGUUCGAGCAAAACUGCUUGGAGAGUUCAAUGCAGAAUUACCCAUCAACCCGAAGCCCUUCCCUUUCAAGUCACCAGGGCUUGACUACCUCCUGCUGUUCUCGACGUAGUAAGAAGACAACGCACCUCCCCAAUUCCAGUGUGCCAGCAACCCGACUACGGAGCAUGCAGGAGCUCAGCACUAUACAUAUCCAGUGCAGUGAACAACCCUCGCUCACAACAAGUCGCUCCAGCCUAAAUAUGAAAUCAGAUGAUGGUCUGAGACCGAACUGCAAAGCUGCUCAAAUAACCACAGCAAUCAUCAGCAUCCCAACACCACCUGCACUGACACCCGAAGGUGAAAACAGGCCUUCCUCCUCAAGUCCCAGCCAUUCAAUGAACACAAUCAUGGCUAGCAGCAACAUUGUCAAGGUUUCUGCUUUGUAAGACUGACUUAGUCAAACAUGAUGGCAUUAGAUUGGAAGGCCAGUCUUUCUCCCUUUCUCCCAACUUCCAUGUUCCUUCUUUGCUGCAAAUUGUGCCUAAGUGAAUGGCUGGAUGGACAAUGGACCAACCUGACCAACAUCUAAGAACCGAGGAUGAGAACUGAAGGAGGCAGCUUCCUUCAAACUCACAUUCAUGCUGCAGAGCGAGCUCAGAAGAAUCAGGAAGCUAUGUUUGUAUGUAUGGGUGUAUGCAUGUGUGUGUGGGUGUAAGAACAGAGUGGCCAAAGGAUCUCUCUUUGACAAGUUGAAGCCUUGUUCUAAGACAUGAGGCGUAGAAUAGUUUUUGGAUAGUGAUAUAUAAGUCCUGUCAUAACUACAAGAAGGUCAGUAAAGAAGUAGAAUUAUAACACUGUGUAUCUCAGCACCUUUUUAAAGGUUUUUAAUGGAUAAUAUUUAUUCAUGAAGAAAUGACUGAAAAGGUGACCAAAAUGGAUUUUGUGAUUUUUUUUUCUGUCUUCAUGCAGCAGGAUCUUUUAUUUACCAAAAUGACUUCUUUAUUUUCUUUUAUACCCAAACAUUUAAAAAAAAAAACAAUUCACCUUGUCACAGGAAUUUAAUUUUCAUUCUUUUGUGCACGUGUGCAUGCGUGUGUAAGAACAAAUAAGAGAACCACAAAACUGGCAUUUCCCAACUAUGAAAGAUCUGAGCACACAUUCCUAUUUCUGGGCUCAAUCCUGCAAAGACUUACUGUUUGCAUGGUCACCAACAUGCUUUAAGUAAUGCUUGUGAAUCCAAUGGUUUUACCUACUGUCCAUCCCUUUCUGCAUGAGUGUGUCUUUGCAGGCUUCAGCCUUUAGUGCACAGUAGCAAAACAGAUGCCUGCAUGCAGUCACACACACACACAAGCACCAAUGAAACAUUCAUUUUAGAUGGUACUUUUUCUUAACACAAUUCUGUAAUUGCCUUUAAUUCAACAAAAAUUGUUGCAAACAGUGUAUUUGUCUGCUAAUUAUUGUCUGUGAAAAAAAUCAUAUUUGUGGAACAAAAGAACAGGCUUUCGUAGUUCACCACAGUUCUUUUCUUUUCAAAAUAUUAUUUUGGUUAUCAUGGACUGGUAGAGAAUGUGAUUAGAUUAACUAGUUCUGUAUUUUUAAAGUCCAGGAAAUGGCCUAGGGGAAAUUUAAUUUUUUUUAAAAAAUUAUUCAAGCAGUUUCAGAGGGCAAAAUCAUUUGAAGCAGCUGCUGCAGAUGUUCAUAACUGAAAUGUAAUCUAUACUCAUGCUUUCUUUUAUGUUUUAUAUGUGUUUCUUUAAUAGUAAUGGAAGUGUCUCCCAUUGUAUAUAAUAGUCAGAGCCUAUUAUAGAGCCAAAAGUUUUACAUGGACUGAAAUUGAAUCUCAUUUUGUAAUACAGUCCUGUGGCUCUUAGUGAAACUCUCUGGGUUGCAUUGGCUUAAUGGAUACAGCAAUAUAAUAUUUUACUUUCCCUAGAUAAAGCAUCAUUUCUUUUCAAUGAGGAAAUAUUGCAUUUAGAUUUGGGGGCCUACUUUAUAUUAGAAUUUCAUUUCUAAUCAAUUUAUAAAAUACUGUUAAUAGACGGUUUAAAAAUAUCUGUUUCAGAAUAGUUCACCAAUUGUUAACUGUUGUUACACUGUUUAGAAAGUUUAGGACUGUGAGGUAUAACCAUCUAAAGCUUUAUACCGAUAUUCUCCUAAUGUCUUUCUCUGGAGGCAAACUUUUGUGGCCACAUUUAUGCCAAGAAGACACACACUGCUGCCAAGCAUUGUGAACUGCACUCUUCUUUUCUUACUAAUUUGUGCAAUUUAUUAACCAUCUUAGAUGUGUUUAAGUUUGACAUAUCUGAUGUCCACAACAUGCUGUCUUUUGAUACCUUGCUUUCACUUUUAUAUAUCUUCACAAUGUAUAGCUCAAGACAUUUUGAGCUAGAAUUUGUGUUGCAGAAGGAAGACAGACUUUGCAGAUUCAAGCAUUAUUCAAAAGAAGGGGAGGAAACUGUGCUGAAAAAGUUAUCUUAUGUAUGGCUUUUGCUUUUGGUUGCUUUUUUCACAUAUAAAUUAAAGGUAUUGGAUGAGCAAUUAUUGGAAGUCACUAUAAGGUAGAUUCACAUGUUAAUACAGUUUAAUAUCUUAAACUGAGCCUGGAAUCAAAUUUUUGAAUAAGAUGUAACCAGAUUCAAAGUAAAAAGAGCUUAUAAAAAAUCCCACCUUUGUAAAUGUUUCAAUUUUUAGUUGUUAAAAUGAGGCAUUCCUGCACAUUGCACCAUAAGAGGUCUUAUCAGUUGAAGGAUUCAACUAAGGCAACUUUAAACUCUGUCCAUUGGCUUAUAUACAAAUAGCUGAGUCCAUGCACUUUGCUAAACAGGAAAAUUUGUUAAUCUGUUAUGUAACGCAGCUGGAAAGUAUACUGUACUCUUAACUAGGCAACUUAAAACAAUUUUAGUAUCUUGUAAUAAAAAAAAAUGUUUGACGUGCUAUAUGUUCUCCAAUAUACUGAAAAACUCAUUAUUCUAGUAAUCUGAAGGAGGCCUUAAUUUGCCACCCAAAAUGUCAGCUAUGACUAUCUCAUCUAAGAUGGCCCCCUUUAGAUAUGUAUCUGAUGCAAAUAAAUAAAUAAAUAAACAAACAAACAAACAAAUAACAAGGUCACAUACAUCCUAUCAAUGUUUUUGCUUUAACCAGUCCUGAAGAUAUUUCUGAUUUAGGCUCUGAAAAUAUGAACUAAUUUUUGAAUUUUAGAGUUGUCCACUUCAUAUCUAUAUAUAAAACUCUUACUUAGUAACUACCACUCAUCUAAUACACUUUGAGGAGGGAAAAGGUUACUAGGUAAGAAACUGUUGCCUUGUUUUCAUAAUUUCAUUGGUGAUGUUGAUCCUGAUUGAAUUACCUGCAGAUAGGCUAAGCUUCUAAUCUUUGUCUUCUGAUACUAGUACAUAAUCUAAGGAAUUGAUCAUGCAACUUACAGAAAUGCCUUAUUGAAACUCUCCUUUGCUUCAUUUUAGCUUCAUUACACGUUAACAAUCAGUUCCUACCUAGACAAUUUGAAGCAUAUUCAAUCUAUUCUCUUUAACAUACUGUGCUGAUUUUUAUUCCUAUUCAAAGGAUAGCUAUAAAAAUAUCCCAAUUCAUUUCACCCAUUAGCAGAAAUAAGACUUAUCUGGUUCGAAAUGGCAAGUUAGGUAAAAAGUGGGAGAAGGGAUUGGCUCUAUUAAGUUUCAGUCUACUCAGAGUAUAAUCUACCUUUCUAUAGCAAAUGUUUGAUCCUUUAAAUCUCUCCCCUCCAUUACAACAUACCUUCCAAAUUCCAAUUGCCUCCCCCAAAAGUAUAGCAGGAAACUACACAAAGUAUAGCAGUAGACAUAUAUUUCCUGCCUCUGGCCUAGCAAUGAUAUGCAAACCAUGGUUUUAAAUAUGGUUUAUGUCAUAGUGAUGAGUAAAUUAAGCCACCAUGGCUUGUUUAACAAUCCUAUUAACGCAAGCCAAAGGAUAGUUUACAUGUCUACCCAGCAAACAUUGGUACUGAUAUGUAUCGUACUACAUAUCAUACCAGGAGCCAUGGUGGCGCAGAGAUUAGAAUGCAAUAUUGUAGGCUAACUGUGCUCACUGCCAGGAGUUUGACCCUGAUUUGCUCAAGAUUGAUUCAGCCUUUCAUCCUUCCAAGGUUGGUAAAACGAAGAUCCAGAUUGUUGGGGACAAUAUGCUCACAUUUGUAAAGUGUCAGGGUGCUGCAAAGCACAGUCGAGUGGUAUAUAAGUGUUAGCGCUAAUGCUAUAUAGAUAAUUUAGUAAACUGGUACUGAAUUCUAACAAAGAUGAUUGUGUGCAAAGAAAAUAGAAGCCCUGAUACUUUCAUACAUCUAGAACAUAUUUUAAUGCUGAAGCUAAGCAGUUGCAAGCCUAGCCAAUGCCUAGAACGGAACUCACAUAUAUCUUUGUCUACUAGCAUUGGAAAUAUUUUUGAUGAAAUUUCCCACAUGCAACUAUUUAAAACAGAGUACUCAAAUGGUGAUUUUAUUUCAAAAAGUUUUCAUUGUAUCAGAAUAUAGUGGUAUCUAGUCUAAUUGCCAAAUUAGCAUUUUGUCCACCUGGGCAAGCUCUUUGUUUCAAAAUCCUAAAGUUCUAAGUAUGUGAUCCUGCUUUGAAAAGUUCAGAAUGUUUAGAAAAUUCAGGAAACUGAACCAGAUCCACAGUGAGAACACUUAUUUCAAUAGAAUUUUAAAUUCUAUUGCAUUUUCAUAAAUGCCAGUUUCUUUUUGUGAAAAAAAAAAGAGUUGGCCACUAUUGUAUUCGGGAAUACCAGAUCCCUUUAUCAGAUAAGACAAUAUUUUUUCUAAAACUUGGUGACUAGAGAAAACUUUUGAUUCCCUGAUAUCUGAUGGCUCUUUCAUGUGACUGAAUCACAAUGAGCAUGUCACGCUAACUUAAAAGUACCAAGGCAAUUAAGCCAAUGAGGAUUUGAUUUAGCCCCAAACAGGCCAGACUAACAUCCAUGCCAUUCAUUAUACUUACCGAAACUGCCCUUUCCUAUAUUCAUGAUCAAGACUAAUUUCUAGAAGAAGACCCACAAAAACUGACCCUAGAGGCCACUUCAUCUUGGUCUUCAUUUUAUUGUUCACAUACUCCUUACCUACAACUACAUGGACAGAGAAAAAUUGGAAGGAAUAUGUUUGGGCAUUAUCAUAAUUAUGCAUUCCAAACGCUGCAUGGUUAUGCCAAUCCUUUUUCAAAGCAAUAAGAGCAAGGAAAUUUAAAAGAAAAUAAUUGGGGAGGGAAGUGGUAUACUUGAGUCUACUUGGGAAGUUGAAAUGACAUAAAACAUGACUGUCACCAGCUGUCCCAAAAAUCUCGGUCAUAUGGUGUCUGCAUACGCAGAAGAAUGAAUUGCCUGGAAUGGGAGAUUAUUGGACUGGCUAUCUUAAGAACAGACUACAUAUCUAAUCAUAGUGCACGUGGUUUCUUAUUUUCCAUCAUUUCACCCAAUUAAUUGUCCAUAUAUAUUGCCCAUCCCGAUCUGGGAAUGAAAAUUUCAUUUUUUUCUUAAUAUAUCAAGUUUCUAAAACACUCAUUUUAUUUAACAUAAUUUAUGAUUUGUCAUGCUCUACCCCCCAAAACCAUUGCUUUUGAAACUAAUUUAAAAAUUACAGAAAUAUAACUAUAUUUGAUUUUUGUCUAUGAAAUUCUAGAUAGAGAUUUUACAUGUCAUGACUUAGAAUAUAUGGUAUCUUGCUUUACUGCCAUACAUCCACAAGGUAUGCUUGACUUACAACCACAGUUUGGACUGGAAUUUUGGUCCUUAAGCAUUGUGGUAGUUAAGCAAGUCAUCAGGUGACUGGACCUAUUUGUGCAACCUUUUUUCCCAGUUUUUAAGUGAAUAACAUGAUCGUUAAGCAAAUCUGGCUUCCCCCAUUGACUUUGUUGGUUAGAAGCCGGUUAGGAAAGUUAUAAAUCGCAAUCAUGUGACUGCAGGAUGCUGCAAUCAGCUAUAAAUGCAAGCCAGAUGCCAAGUGCCCAAAUCAUGAUUGUGGGGAUGGUGCAAAAGUUGUAAUUUCAAGGAUGUCAUGAGUUACUUUCUUUCAGUGCCAUCAUAACUCCAAACUGUCAUUAAAUAAGUGGUCAUAAAAGACUAUCUAUAGUUUCCGCAUACCAACAUAAUUUUGCUGGUGUCAAUGAGCAUAAUAUAAAAUUUCCUUCAGUUCUAUUGAGACAAAUAUACAUGGGAAUUUCCUUUCGCAUGUUGAUAACAUUCCUUUCUUUUUAGAAGGAGAUUAUCUCAUUUAUAUAAAUCCGUAAGGACUGAUGACGAGAAGUAAAGGAUAUACUGCAAAUACUUGUAAGUGCAAAUCUCCUAUUAAAUCAUUAAGUGCAUACGGAUAAAUAGAUAUUAAUGAAUCUAAGCUUUUUCUCCCAUGAAAAUUAUUGCCCCAGGUACACUACAAUUUGGGAAAUGUGAAAUGCACCAUGUUUUCAGGAAAUAAGAUAUAAUUUUAAUUAUUUUUGCAGCUAUUUUCUCGCCAAUUGAGAAGUAGAUACAUAGACAAAAUGUUAAUCUGACCAAAGGCUCUAAGCCUAAUUCUUUAUUUGGUUCAAGUUACUGUCACUGACAAUUUUUCCUUCUUGUAACCAAUUCAAAAUUGAUCUAAGAUAGUAAAGCAGACUUGGCUUUUCAUUAAAGAAUAUCAUUCUAUCGUGUGUUUCAAUUCUUCCAACCAAAUUCCAUUUUUCUCUUUCCAAUUAUACACCAAUUAUAUAAAUGUCUAUUUGGAACAUAAUGAUACUGAAUUUAAGGGAAAUAACUGUUAUAAUUGCACACAUACCCUCAAAAGAGUUGCAAAAAGCAAUAAAAAAGAAACACUUUAACAUUCUGAUUAAUAGUUCUUACGUGGUAUGAACUUUUUCUGCAGGUUGUUUUUUUUACUAUGUUUUUAUAUGUGUUCAAAUGGUGUUUGGUUUGCUUCUCCUGAAUAGACUCUUUUUGAAUUAGUUCAUAAUUAAAUUACUAUUCACGUCCAUCUCAAAAACAAGUCAGGCAUAGCAAAUAGAACCAUUAUUCUGUAACGUUUUCAAUAGCAAUAACCAUAUAUAAAUGCCACGUCAAAACUGAGAAACUUCUAUACUGGCUAAUUAAUUAAGACUAUAAUCCUCUAUAUAUCUAAAACUCAUUGAACACUAUGAGCUUCUUUUAGAUUAAAUGUGAUUAGGGUCACGUUGUAUACAAUUGUAUGGAUUGGAAAUGUUGAAUCCUAUCCAUGCAGCCCAUUACAAGUUACUUCUAGCGUCUAAUUUCAUUUUUUUUUCUGAAUCACUGCUAGUCUAGUUCAGCAAUUACUUUAAAAAUAAUGAAAACUCAGCAUUUACAAGUGAAAUGUAUGAGAUCCCAUCAUACAGACAUGAUUGCUGAUUGAAGCCAAUAUGCUCAGUAACGUUAACCCUUAAAUCUGACAUUUGCUCAAAUGAGGACUAGAGGUCUGCGCUUGAUCCUCAGGAAUAUUUCAAUGCAAUGAUAUGAAUGAAUACUAUCAAGGUGCCAGAGUGUUUCCAUAAAGCUACAUUAAAGUCCACGAGGUGUCAAAUGUUUAAACAGUCCCUCCAAUUUCAGAAAUGAACACUGCUAAAUCAAAAAGGGAAUAACUUCAUCUUCAUGUCCAGAGAAUUGACAAUGAAACUGAAAUAUCCAUUGUGUUUACAUUGUGAAAUGUAAAGUUCAAGAAGCACAGAGUUAGAUUUAAUGCUAAUUUGGCAAGCAAUUCUUUUAAUAAUCUGUUUUGGGGCCAAAUAUCCAAUCCUUCAGUGGUCUAGCUUGCAGUCAAUAAUUUCUCAGUUUGAUCAUAUGCAUGUAUGUGCACAUUGUUUUUUCUUUCUUUAAAGACAAGUGCUAAUCACAUUACAUUAUAUAGAAAUGCAAGUGAAAGAUUAUACUCUGUAUAAUAUCUUUUCCUAAAUUACUGUUGCAACCAUAGCUGGAGUUCCAGCAGUUCCGUAGACCAAUAAAAUACACUGCAGAAUAUGUGCGAUGGUAUAUUUUUGAUAAACCAGUGAGACAUUACAAUGCAAUUAUAUUUGCAUUAGAGGUUUUACGUUGUUACCAGAAUUUUGUCUCAAUUGUAUUAUUUUCUAUUUUCAUACUCUAAAUGGGCAUUGCUUACUACAAAACAUCAUACCCAAGACAAAUGUACUGUACAAAAGUGCAGAUAGAUUCAUUUGAUGAAACUUUCUAAAGGAUCCUUAGUUUCUUGUUGUCUUUUUUUGGAACUGUAGUGCUUAUGUUGAAACUUGUAUAUCAUUUACAGUACUGUGUCUUGUGCCACUGCUGUACCUGAUGUAUCCAUUCUGGAUUAAA